Molecule: messenger RNA, 711 nt
Organism: Acanthosepion pharaonis
Lineage: Eukaryota; Metazoa; Mollusca; Cephalopoda; Sepiida; Sepiidae
Source: the annotation of a GenBank genome assembly
AUGUUUCAUAUCUAUUAUGUCACUCAGCUGUGCUUUCUCUAUCGUUUUCUUCAGCUUCCAAUGGACCAGCGUUCUUCAUUCUCCUUUUUCUUCAUAAAAUCGUUAUCUUCUCUCCAUAUUGUCUUCACGGGUCUAUGCAACUCUAGUGUAUUUUAUUUCCUCCUCUUUCUUUUUUCCUUCUUUCUAUUUUCUCUUUUUUUCUCUCUUUUUCCUCCAUUUUUAUUCUCUUUCCUCCCUUUUAAAUCUUUCUCUUACUUUGUCGUCUUUGCCUUCCUCUUCCUUCCUCGAAGUGGACGUCAUGCCUCCGUUCUUCUUUCGAAAGGGCCUGAGUGUCAACGCUGCGAUCUACCAGGAGGUGCUGAGGAGCGUAGUGAAGCCCUUGAUGGGCAAGAUCGCCGCCAGACGCCCCUACAUAUUUCAGGCUGGACUCCGCUUCUGCACACAAGGCCAAGACGACCCAGGUGUGGCUGCUCAACAGUGUUCCUCACCAAUGGCCGCUGGACUUGUGCACGCCUUCCUCACCUGACUGCAAAUUCCUUGACUAUUUUUUUCUGGGGCGUGAUCGAGGCCAAGAUCAACAAGUACGCCCACAAAACGGUCGACUCUCUGAAGGCUGCCAUCGUGGAGGUGAUAUCUAUCUAUCUAUCUAUCUAUCUAUCUAUCUAUCUAUCUUAUGUUCCUUUCUCGGUCUAUAUCUGUAUAACUGUAUAA